Molecule: messenger RNA, 2045 nt
Organism: Diorhabda carinulata
Lineage: Eukaryota; Metazoa; Arthropoda; Insecta; Coleoptera; Chrysomelidae
Gene: Nadk2
Product: NAD kinase 2, mitochondrial
Exons: 6
Coding region: 336-1529 (397 amino acids)
Biological process (GO): NAD+ metabolic process; NADP+ biosynthetic process
Cellular component (GO): mitochondrion
Molecular function (GO): NAD+ kinase activity
Source: RefSeq, a predicted model, not a curated record
AUCUCAUGAAGCAGCUACUGAUGACUGGCCUCAUUUAUUUUUCCCGCAUUUUAGGAAAAAUCUUAGGUUAUGUGUUGUCAAAUAUAUCAAAAGUAUUGAGAGUAUGAUAUUAUCUGAAAAUAAUUAUACUAACCUAUUAAUAAAUUUGUUUAUGAAAUAGGUCACAACACUGACUAUAGAUAUGUAUAAUCAAAUAUUAGGAAACUUGAAUACUUACUGAUAAUGUAUGUGUGGAGAAGUACAAAGUGCAGCUUAAUAUUCUAACCUUUCAGGGCUAUUCAAUUUUUAAAAAUUCUGUUUUAAAAAUAGUUAUUAUUUUUUAAAAUAUUUUUUCAAUGUAUAACCCAAGAACAUUGACCAGGAGUGUGAUUUCGGGUAUUUUUAAGAAUAUAAAUAUGCGAACCAAACAUAUUUCUAAUGAAACUAAACCAAUGAAGAUGGAAAAGGCACUGAUUGUAUCUAAGUUAUCAAGAUAUGAAUAUGAAAAGACAAAACAUAAAAAUCUUUCGGAUAAAGAAUUAGAAACAUUGUUGAGAAAACGUGGAUCAAACUAUGAGAAACUCAUUUCAUUCCAUUACCUUCAUAAAGAAUUUGAAGAGCACUUGAAAAAUACUCUACUUGCAUUGGGUACUGAGGUAGAAGUAGUUAAUAGAUUCUCAUGUACUGAUGAAAAAGUAGAAAAGGCAGAUAUUAUAAUACCUAUUGGAGGCGAUGGAACAUUCUUAUUGGCAGCUAGCAGAGUGUUGAACAACAAAAAACCCGUGAUAGGCUUUAAUUCAGAUCCUACCCGUUCUGAAGGUUAUCUGUGUUUACCAAGAUGGUGUUCAUUAAAUGUUUGCAAAACUAUAGAAAAACUAAAACAGGGUGAUUUUCAAUGGUUAAUGCGUACUAGGAUAAGAAUAACCUUAGCAGUAGAUGAAAAGGAUCGUUUAAUGCCACAAAGUUUGCAUCAUGUAGAUGGACACUUUUUACCUCCAUUAAAAGGCAAAUGUGCUCCAAAUGUUUUACCAGUAUUAGCACUAAAUGAGGUAUUUAUGGGCGAAACUUUGUCAGCAAGAGUAUCUCAUCUUCAAAUGAGACUGAACAAUACAGAGCAAGUUACAAAUGUCAAAUGUUCAGGUAUUUGUGUGUCAACUGGAACAGGCUCUACUUCUUGGCAUUUAAGUAUUAAUAGGGUUUCCAAUCAAAGUAUUGCUGAAAUUUUAAGGCUACUUUCCAUUAAUCCCGAUGAAGAUAGAGAUAAUUUAGCCAGAACAUUAGCAAACGUUUAUAAUAAAAAUCUCAUUUUCAAACCUGAUGAUAAGCGAAUGGGAUACACAAUCCGAGACUUGAUAUCAUCAGGAGUUUGGCCUCACCCUAAAGGAAUUAAGCCGCGGGGGUUCGUUUCUACAAUUGAAAUAAAAUCUCAUUGCUUUGAUGCAUAUUUAGUACUAGAUGGAGGUAUAUCUUUUCCGUUCAAUGAUGGAGCUGUUGCAGUGCUGGAAACUUUACCAGAAGAUGCUCUUAGAACUGUUAUAUUCCCCAAAUGACAACUGGAUGUUUGAUAUGUACUGGAAACACAUUUGGAUUAUAUCAAAACGAUGUUUAUAAGAUGAAGAUGGUUAAUACACUCAGUAUUACUAGCAUAUAUUAUAGAUAUCUAGUAUUACGGCGGGGGAAGUAUACCAACCCAGAUAAAUAUUAGUCAAUCCUUUCUUGGUUGUAAUCGAUCUACUGCAACCCGAUGAAUAUUACUGAGACUAAUAAAGAAACUCACAAUUGGGUCCUUGAAUAAAAAAUUUUGAAAAAAUCAGAAACAUCAGUUUCCAUUGUUUAUGAAAAUCAUAUCAUUUUUAUUAACUCGAAUGAUGACUUUUUACAAACUAAUUGUCAUAGUCGAAUUGAACUUCGAUCUAGAUGAAUUUUUACACUACUUCUUCUAAAAUUCGUCAGAUUUUAGUAACAUACUUUUAAAAAAACCAGUUGGAAUAUGUUUAGGUCAAUAUUCUUUUAGUAUUAUUAAGUUUUUUUAUUAUUAUUUCAAAGUCAAUAAAUUUGUAACCUUG